CUUUGUCUUGAUCUUCAUCUUUGUCUUUGGGGUCUGAACCCAGCUGAUGAGAGAAGUGUGAUUUGAAGCCACAUGUUGUGGGGCUGAUGGGUUGGUCCCCAUGUGCAGGACAGUCUUCGGCUCUGUGGCCCCGGCUCUUCUUCAGCUGCAGAGUUCUUUGUCCAUCUCGGUCUUGGCUCGAAGCUGCCCAGAUGAUCCAACCAAAGAUUCCUCUUUUAUAAACCUUAUAUAGGGUUUAUAAACCCUAUAUAAGGGACUUCCUCCGCCCAGAGGAAGUCCCAUCAAACAAAACAAAACAACAACAAAAAAAACUACGCAAUUAUUUCUAACUCAAAACCUUGAAAUAUACAAAAUAAUAAGGAAAUAUAAAUAAAUUUAUAAUCAAAAUACACUCAAACAAAAAACAACCAGCACAUUGUGAUGUCUACAUCACAUUACAUAAUUUGCUCCUGGUGCGCUCCAAAUCGGAAACAACUUCACUCAAAAGAAAAACGGAAAAGCAUCUACCUGAAAAUAACCGAUUAGAAUGAACGUCAAACAAGAACACCGCGUGUGCACCCACGAUGAACCACCUCAGUCCAAACUAAAAGGAAAAGAAACAGCGGUGAAGAGGCUAAUGAAGGAAGCUGCAGAACUGAGGGAUCCGACGGAGCACUACCACGCCCAGCCACUGGACGACAAUCUCUUUGAAUGGCACUUUUCUGUACGCGGGCCCCCAGAUUCUGAUUUUGAUGGUGGGGUGUACCAUGGCAGGAUUGUUCUUCCCCCAGAAUACCCCAUGAAGCCUCCCAGCAUCAUCCUGCUGACACCAACUGGGAGAUUUGAAGUAGGGAAGAAGAUUUGUCUGAGCAUCUCAGGGCAUCACCCAGAGACUUGGCAGCCUUCUUGGAGCAUCCGAACUGCACUUAUAGCUAUAAUUGGAUUCAUGCCAACUAAAGGUGAAGGUGCAAUAGGAUCUCUGGAUUACACCCCAGAAGAGAGAAAGGCCCUCGCUAAAAAGUCCCAGGACUUCUGCUGUGAAGCUUGUGGUUGUUCAAUGCGAUCUGCCCUCCUUCCUCUGACCUCCAACAGCAACCCCAGUGCUGAGGAUCGCCAGGCCAAAGAACUAGCUCAACAAAUUAAAUUCAAGGCAGAAUCCAGUAUUACACCACAGGCUUCUACUAGUGGAAGUAAAGCUUCAACUAUCACCCAGGGAGAAACGUCCAGCUCUUCUGAGCAGCACGCUGAGGAAAGACCCCAGGCUGAACAGGCGGAAGCGUCUUCAGCAGCAGAUCCAGAGGAGCCCCAGGCCCCCGAUGAGAGCGGCCCUGUUCGUCGGCUCAGUCCCAGACAGCGCCGGGCCCAGCAGCUCAGCCGACAGGCCCCCAGGGCCGGCAGGGAGCCAGCAGCUAGCAGAGCUCUGUUUGGUCCGGCGCCUCGCCGUGACAACCAUGCAGCCUCUGCAGUCCUCAUCGUGGUUCUCACCCUGGCCUUGGCUGCCCUCAUCUUCCGCAGAAUCUACUUGGCUAAUGAAUACAAGUUCAACUAUGACCUGUGAUGUUUCCCCUUGCCACUGUAGUCCACAGAACUCUGAGCAGAACCGUGGAAGGCAAGCUGAGGCCGUAGCUAACAGUGAGGUUGGGCCUUUUCCACUAACAUGCUUCCAGGACUAGAGCAGGCUGGUGCCAGAGCUGUUUCUAAUCGGGUUCUAUUACACAGGUAAAAACUCCUGGUUUUAUUCACAGCUGUAGAGCAGACCCAGCCUCAUCAUGAUGUCUUCCAGGAUGUUUCCUCCCCUCUCUGGUGUAUCUUGUGCUUCAGCUUACCCAGACCGACUACAGUCUGUCUCAUUGCCUCUGCACACAUGUUUUAAUGUCAUAUAUUUGAAUUAGAAGUGCUACUUUACACAACUCGUGAUGUUUAAAUGAAGCCCAGAGCACAGUUCACUGUGAAAAUCCCCGGAAUCCAAACUGUCAGCAGUUGAUGGUAAAACGAUGGCAGCAGAGUAGCAACCGCGUCCAGCAUGACAGCUGGUUCACUCCUUCUCCUCCUCAUGCCUCCACUUCAUGUUCCUAUUAAAGCUUAGAGGUUUUCAUACGUCAGCUUAAUACAAACACUACAGUAAAUCCAAAACUUGAAACAUAGUGCUUAUGUACUUUUCAUAAUAACAAUAAUAAUGCAUUUUAUUUCUAGGCGUCUUUCUUCACUUCAGAAAGCUGAGUUUUAGUUGGUUGUUGGUCUCUGCGAACCUGCCUCUAGACUCUGAUGGAGGAGGGUCUUUUCCAUGAAGUUUGUGUGACUGUUGCAUCACUUCCUGCUUUCUCAUUUAGCCUUAGAACAUUAAGCAGAAAAAAUACUUGGUUUAAAGCUAGCACUAGCUCUUAUUUAGUACUGGAACCAGUUUGCUGGAAAAGCCCUUCGUGCUCAGCAGCCUCAGCAGCCUCAGCAGCCUCUGCAGCCUCUGCAGCCUCAGCAGCCUCUGCAGCCGGCUCCUCUCCGGAGGCCGUAUCAUUCCUGCUGCUGCAGUCAACAACUCCUCCAGGGUGUCUUUUAAUCAGUGUGACUUUUACUCUCUGCGGCAUUGUGGCCUGCAGCAUUAAAAACGGGAAGCUUUUUUCAUUUAUAGAACUCAUGCCGCGGCCAAAAUGUCUCCCUCUCCUCAUGUAAUUGUUGAAUCUCCAACGGCUGUACUUAUUCUGUCAAUUAAAACUGUAACUAAUAAGUUAGCAACAUGGGCCAAUGUGAGCUCUUUCUCUCAGACUGAUGUGUGUUUGAAAUUCCUGCCACAUAGAAAUAUGAUUCCAUGAUGUUGGGCCCAGUUUGGAGAAAGUCUUAGUUUUAAAACAAGAUAUAAACUAUCACACACUUCUCAUGUUUUCCUUGAUCUUUUAAAAGAUGGGAGUCAGAAAAUAUUCUGAAUGUUAUGUAAGUUGCCAUUUACUAUGGACACAAGGAGUUCUUAUUAACUUAAUGUGUGCGUGUGUAUGUGCGUGUGUAGGUGGAUGGUGUGCUUUAAAUGAAAUCAUCAGAUUUUUAAUUUAGUACAGUUUUUAUGCUAAAUUGAAGAUUUCUGUUGAUAGAUAUUCGCUCUAAGCAGAUUUUUAGAGUUUUCUCAUGCAUACAUGCAGCGUGCUGCUCUGUGAGCUUCAGGUUUUAUGGCAGGACUGUUAGAACUUGUAGGAACCUCAGACUCAUAAUUAAUUUGCCAAACAAUCACCAUCGACAAAAUUCUCAACAUGUGAAUGUUCACAAAUGAUUUUAUGAGUUUAUGUUUGCAAAUAAAGAUGUAACCCAGUUUAUCCCAGUGGAAUAAAUCUGAUGAGGAAAACAACUUCUUGGUGAUUUAUAAAGUAUUUGCUGAAGAAAAUGUGAAACUCUCAACACUGCAGUAGGAUCAGUCCUGCUUAUAUGGCAGCAAAAUUUUGCUUCAUUAUUUGAGUAUAGCGACAUUUAAUAUCUAAAUGAUUAAUAAAGAAUGCAUGUCUUAGAAGUAGGUGAGAACUGGACUGAACAUGAGUGAAGGCAGUCAAGUCACAAUUCUUGGAAGCAAAUUGUGCUUCCAAGGCUGCACAGGCUGCACAGCACUGUGCAGCCUGGAACUGUGGUGUCAUUUGUGAACAUUCUUUUAAAAGCUCUACAUCUUAUUACAUUCCUGGCCAUCAAACCGCCACUGUUUUCAGACCAAGUGGCUAAGCAGCAAAACUAUCUUUCCAACAUGACUGAAUGUAGUGUGAAGCUCUUAGCGCUCUGCAAGUACGACUUUCAGCCUUUCAGGAGACUGGUGUUUGUGUGAAGUGAUAAAUGACCUGUACUUGCACAGCACUAAGAGCUUCACACUACAUCCAGUCAUUCACACUCACAAAUGAUAGAUUCCCACAGCUGCUUCAGAAGCCACAUCAGUCUCAGGAGUUGAUGAAAACCUUGAUUUAAAAUAAUUAAGGCCAGAGGAUGCUGCCUGAUCAACGUCCUGAUCAAGCAGGAUGCUGACGCUCCUUGCAGGAUAAAGAGUUCACAUCUCUCUCCGUCUAACUCUGGAUAAAACUUUACAGUUUUUAAUGAAGGAUCGUUCUUCUGCUUUCAUUGUGCUUGACUUUUAAGCUGGAGAACCAAGACAAAAAAUGAUUCAUUUACUGUUUAAUUCUAAAUGUCUUAAUGGGAUAAUAAUACAUGGAGUCCAUACACCAUUUAUUGUUGCUUCAUUUAUCAGUGUGGUGGCAUGACGUGAGUGUAAUCUUUGCUAUGAUCUCUUUUUCUUUGUAGUGGUGAUAAAUUCAUGAGACAAUUGAAGUGCUAAAUUAAAAGAAGUUAUGAACAGUUUAA
Messenger RNA from Poeciliopsis prolifica (blackstripe livebearer), 4299 nucleotides. It is a transcript of the gene ube2j1, whose product is annotated as ubiquitin-conjugating enzyme E2, J1. Lineage: Eukaryota; Metazoa; Chordata; Actinopteri; Cyprinodontiformes; Poeciliidae. Bases 527 to 1537 code for a protein of 336 amino acids. The record is from RefSeq and is a predicted model, not a curated record. The transcript has 8 exons.